AUGAAUGAGAUUGAAACCAAACCUGAAUCUGAUGUUCAACGCCGUUCUGCCACCGCCGGCCUAUCAAAUUCCCCGAUUAUCAACAAUGACAACGACCUUCAGCCUGGGGAGAAUAACCUCCGUGAUUCUGAUACUGAAGCUGCCCGGAGGACCGUUAAUGAAUCUGAUUUAAGCGGCGGAUCAUCGGAGUCGUCCCAGGCUACCGGCAUCGACGAGGAGGAGGAGGAGGAGGAGGAGGAUUACCUUGCAGCGGUUGCUGCAGCACAAGCUGACGUCGGCCCUAGCGUGUUUACCAAUGACCCUGUCAUGGGCAAUGAAUUCCUCUAUUGUGAUGUCUACUUCUCUGAUUCGGAUGAUGAUGAAACAUUUUACGCCAAAGUUAUGAAGGGAGAAGAAAAGGGAACGGAGGAGGAGGAGGCUGCUAAGAAGAAGUUUUAUCUAAGGAAGAAUACUCUAACUUCAGGGAAGAAGUGAGCUCUUGUGGGUGAUGAAGACUUCUGGAAAAAUUGAACAUGUAGGUAGGAUGGUGGUUUUUGUUGCUUAUGAAGGCUACUGGGAAAAUGGUGUUUGGUAAUGAAGAUGUCGGGAGAAGCAAUGACAGAAUAAUACAUAAUUCAAUAGCUUCCUGAAUUUUACUAUUUUGCCAAGACUAUCAAAGAUUGUAAAUUCACAAAUAUGUACGUACUUUGGUUUUGUCUGAAACAGCAUCAGUACUUUGGGAGUAUUUGGUUGCAAAUGUCUUUCUGGUUUCCCGUUACUUUGAUAGGUUUCUGGAUGUAACUUUUUUCUCAUAUGGCUGUUCUGUCUUUAAGUACUUAUGCACCACGGAUAUUUGGAUAUUUUCAAUCCCUAUAAACAAAAAUUACU
This is a messenger RNA of Oldenlandia corymbosa var. corymbosa, 867 nucleotides long. The record is from the annotation of a GenBank genome assembly. NCBI's taxonomy places the organism in Eukaryota, Viridiplantae, Streptophyta, Magnoliopsida, Gentianales, Rubiaceae.